GAACUAUAAUCACCACCACUCAUUUCCAUCAACCAAAGCAAGCAUCCAAAUCCACUCUUACCUCACAGCUUCCCCCUAACAAAAAUCUACCCAUCAAAAUGCUGUCUUCCACAUUCCCUUCUCUUUUUCUCUACCACCACCACCUACUACUUUUUAACUUUCUCCAUGGCCAAGAAUCUUCAUGAAUAAUCCCAUACAGAUUCCAAAAAUAAAAACACACACACCCUUUUCUCCCUCAUUUUUUUUUCACCAUUUUUCUCUAUAAGACAUGAAUCCCUCUUGUCGCUUCUCUUCAACUUCCCUUAGAAAUUCUUAUAUCUGCCUCUCCAAAAACACUUCUCCUUUCUUUCUUAGAGAGUGUUUUCAUCAUGUCAAGCCUAUUACUCUAUCACAACCAAUAAAAAAGGCUUCUUUUUCCAUUCUCAGGCUUAAAAACUGCAAACUUUCACACCCUUUUGCCACUUUAUCAUCUUUUGCAGAAGCUGAAGGGGAAGAGGAGCAGAAAGAGGAAAUUCAGCUAAAUGGGCAUCAUCAUCAGCAUGCAACACAAACAAAGAGUAAAGAGACUGAUGAUGACUUACCUGGAAUUGAACAAGCCUUCAACAUAUCUUCAACCACUGCUUCUGCUAUAUCUAUAUGCAUUGCAAUGGCUGCUCUCACUUUUCCUUUCUUCAUGACAUCUUUGGGACAGGGUUUGGCCUUGAAGACCAAGUUGUUAUCUUAUGCAACACUGUUAUUUGGGUUCUACAUGGCUUGGAACAUUGGAGCCAAUGAUGUUGCAAAUGCUAUGGGAACUUCAGUGGGAUCUGGUGCCUUGACACUUAGGCAAGCAGUGUUAACAGCAGCAGUGUUGGAAUUUUCAGGAGCAUUGUUGAUGGGAACUAACGUGACUAGCACAAUGCAGAAGGGAAUCCUUGUAGCUAAUGUGUUUCAGGGGAAGGAUUCUCUGCUCUUUGCUGGGUUGCUAUCUUCACUUGCUGCUGCUGGUACUUGGUUACAGUUUGCAUCAUAUUAUGGUUGGCCAGUAUCUACUACCCAUUGUAUAGUGGGGGCAAUGGUGGGGUUUGGUCUAGUUUAUGGAGGUGCUGGAGCUGUUUUCUGGGGUUCACUGGCUAGGGUGAUUUCAUCAUGGAUUAUCUCACCACUAAUGGGAGCAGCUGUGUCAUUUCUAGUCUACAAAUGCAUCCGAAGGUUUGUGUACAGUGCACCUAACCCGGGACAAGCAGCAGCUACUGCAGCACCAAUUGCUGUAUUUGUGGGUGUAACUGGGAUUUCUUUUGCUGCUUUUCCACUUAGCAAGAGCUUUCCUUUAGCCCUGGCCCAGGCUUUAGCCUGUGGAACUGCUGGUGCUUUUCUGGUUUACAGAAUCAUCAAAAAAGAGCUUGGACAUCUUCUUGUCGAGCCAAAUACUCAACAGCCGGAACCAAAAGAAGAUACUCCCCACCAAAAUAUAGGAUUCCUCUCUGAUGUUGCAGGUCCAAAGGGUACCCAACUGGAAAUAGUUUAUGGAGUCUUUGGGUACAUGCAGGUUCUCUCAGCAUGUUUCAUGUCAUUUGCUCAUGGUGGAAAUGAUGUCUCCAACGCCAUAGGUCCAUUGGCGGGUGCACUCGCUAUUCUUCAAGGCGGUGCUAGAGGAGCUGAGAUUGUCAUUCCAACUGAUGUUCUUGCUUGGGGUGGAUUUGGAAUUGUUGCAGGACUAAUGAUGUGGGGUUAUAGAGUGAUAGCUACAAUUGGAAAGAAAAUAACAGAACUGACACCAACUAGAGGAUUUGCAGCUGAGUUUGCUGCUGCCUCUGUGGUUCUGUUUGCUUCAAAGCUGGGGCUACCAAUCUCAGGAACACAUACUCUAGUAGGUGCUGUAAUGGGAGUGGGGUUUGCAAGGGGACUUAACAGUGUUAGAUCAGAAACUGUGAAGGAGAUUGUGGCUUCAUGGGCAGUUACUAUACCUGUUGGUGCUAUGCUAUCAGUAUUCUACACAUGGAUCCUGACUAAGCUUUUGUCCUAUAUUUUAUGAGCGUGUGUUACAUGAUAUGAAGAACAGGUUAUGUAUGUGAUUAAUUCAAGUUACUUGCACCGUGUUUCACAUGAUAAUUUUUUUUGUGGUACAAACUGGAGAAGAGGAUUGGUGUGACAGCACAGGUAUCUUGGGUUGAUGGCUUUUAACUUAGUUGGCAAGGGAUGAAUCAUUGAUGUUGGGAUCUCAAGUCAAGCCUGUGAUUGCUUAUGCAUGUUUCCUAUCAGAGGGUAACUUAAUAAUCAAGAAAAUGAGAGUUAAGAAACUGUCAGCUCCAGUUCUUUUAGACCUAUUACUUUUUUCAGGGAAAAUAUUGGGAAAAAAACCAAAAGUAUGUACUUAAUAGAUUUAUUUUAGCCUUGUUGCCUUAUAUCUGCUUUAAAUGCAUUCCUUGAAACACUCUUCAGUAAUAGAGCAGUGAGAUUUUAGGGACAUAAACCUGUUUAUUCAAUAAGGGUACUUGAUAUCUAGACCAGAUAUUUGUAGAACAACCUAAUGUUGUGAAAAAUGUAUAAGAGCAAUAAAUCGGACGUAUAGAGGU
Messenger RNA from Gastrolobium bilobum, 2555 nucleotides. Its product is annotated as inorganic phosphate transporter 2-1, chloroplastic. Gene Ontology annotation, cellular component: membrane. The transcript is spliced from 3 exons. The record is from RefSeq and is a predicted model, not a curated record. Lineage: Eukaryota; Viridiplantae; Streptophyta; Magnoliopsida; Fabales; Fabaceae. Bases 269 to 2014 code for a protein of 581 amino acids. Gene Ontology annotation, biological process: phosphate ion transmembrane transport. Gene Ontology annotation, molecular function: phosphate transmembrane transporter activity.